Messenger RNA from Oncorhynchus nerka (sockeye salmon), 2754 nucleotides. RefSeq names its product 4-galactosyl-N-acetylglucosaminide 3-alpha-L-fucosyltransferase 9-like. Gene Ontology annotation, molecular function: alpha-(1->3)-fucosyltransferase activity. NCBI's taxonomy places the organism in Eukaryota, Metazoa, Chordata, Actinopteri, Salmoniformes, Salmonidae. The coding region runs from base 573 to 1625 and encodes 350 amino acids. Gene Ontology annotation, cellular component: membrane. The record is from RefSeq and is a predicted model, not a curated record. The transcript is spliced from 2 exons.
CUGCAACCUGUAGUUAAUUACCCCGGGCAAGGGUGAAAUCACAGCCCCCAACACAUUGGGUCCCAUGACUCCUUAGUUCAAUAGUCUUACUGUAUCCUCAAUAGUUAUUGAUAUAUUCUGGUUCAGAGGGUGGACUCUAUACACACAAUAGCCCGGAUAAGUAUCCAGAGUAUUUGUUUAGUUUGUCCACAUGGCUAAUUUGUUUCUCUGGAUGGAAAGCAUGUCCUGUGAACUCAGGAUCUUAGUGACAACCACUCCCUCAGUCACUUCAUAAGUCACUAACCUAACAGAAACCUAAGCUUGUCUUAUUGACUUUGAUUACUGUUAUGACAACCACAUAAUAUGCAUGACUAGUGAACCAAUGAAAUGGUCCGCUGAUAGAGAACUAGCCUCGUCAGCAGAUGUCUGCCCUCACCCUAAAACCUGUCUGUGGUCUGAGUUUAUGAUUGACCAGUAUUCCUCGUGCUAAAAUAAUCAUUGUCAACUUUACGAAUACAUGCAAUAAUAGUGAUUAGAUUUAGCCUUUUCUUAAUAAACUUCUAAACGAACAGCCUUUCCUUUUGGCAGGCCAAAUGAUGUGUCUUGGACCAAAUUGUAGAAUUGGGCACCGGAGCCUGAUGGGCAUUCUCCUGCUGGGCUGCUUGCUGACCUGUCUACUGUACCGACCUGCUAUCACCUGGCUCCCUGUCCUGGCCAAGCACUUCCAGGCGGAGCACAAACAGGAUGUUACCGUGCUGGUCUGGCACUGGCCCUUUGACCAUCCCUUUAAACUGAACUCCUGCAGGUCCUUGUACAACAUCGAAGGCUGUCACCUGACAGCGGACAGAGAGCUGUACAGUCAAGCGGAUGCUGUUCUUAUCCACCACAGAGAAAUCGAAGAGGAUUUAUCCAACCUGCCCCAAGAACCACGGCCCUCCUUCCAGAAAUGGGUGUGGAUGAAUUUCGAAUCGCCGGCACACACGAAUAGAAUACCUGGCUUGGAAGAUCUGUUUAAUGUGACUUUGAACUACAGGCAGGAUGCAGACAUCAACAUGCCUUAUGGAUCUCUCGUCCCUCGGACUGAAGAGAUGGAGGAGUUUGUCCCGCAUAAAAACCGACUGGUCUGUUGGAUCGUUAGCAACUGGAACCGAAAACACAAGAGGACUUGGUACUACAUGGAGCUGCGCAAAUUCAUCAGGAUUCACACCUACGGGGACCCUUUCAACAAAAAGGUAUCUCUUAGUGAAUACAGAAUGAUCGUGGCCAGCUGUAAAUUCUACUUGUCUUUUGAGAACUCCGUCCAUAAGGACUACAUCACAGAAAAACUAUAUAACGCUCUCAAGUUGGGCGCAGUUCCUGUGGUCAUGGGCCCGUCAAGAGGGAACUAUGAGAAGUUCAUCCCUGGAGAUUCCUUCAUCCAUGUGGAUGACUUCCGCUCGCCCAGAGCCCUGGCCAAACACCUCCUCUUCUUGGACGAGAAUGAGGAGAUGUACCGUAAAUACUUCAAGUGGCAGAGGAUCCACACGGUCCGUAUCAACAGCUUCCCCAUUCAGAAUGCCUGCAACAGCUGUAUAUGUACUGUACGCCUGAGAGACAUCUCCAUUUCCCUGGUGAGAUGGGCAGUUUCAUCUUAUUCUACACAUUAAGGGAGAGAGAGACAGAGAGAACGGGAGGCAGAAUGCAGCUGGAGAAAUGUGAUCAGACGCACGCCGCUCCGUCGACAGGUGACAGUAGAAAUGAAAGGAAGCGGAUCAGGAUUUUCCAUGUAUAAAUAUUUCUGCUUCUUUCAUUAUUAAUAAUUGCUCUUGGGGAUUUCUCCACACGUUGGUUCCCUGUCAAUUAAGUGCACAUCAAUGGAGACAAGCUCACCUCCAUUGGCCAUCUCCUAGCGAAUACAAUGAACUCAUUUUUCCCCGGGAAUCAAUUCUCAAUGGUAGACUUCAGUAAGCUCAUUAGGCUCUCGCCAGGCACAGUCUCCAUUACGGCUGCAUAAUUACCACAGUAUAACGGCAGUAUUCCCUCCCUUCUUCUCCUCCUCCAUGAACGAACAGAACACCUUCAUUCUGGGGCCUGACAGUAAUUAUUGUUAUGAUACAUCACCUGGGAGCGAGCGCAGCAGUGACUUCCUGUAUUGUACCUAUACGUACAGUACAGUAGUGUACUGCUGGAGAGAGGGUGGGUGUGUGUGUUUACGUGCUCUAUGAGUCUGCUCACGUUGAUAAUAACAGAUACAGGUAUGCUAUAGGUAUUGACCUGUUGAGUAGUUGUUCUGUCUUUUUGUUUGUAUCAGAAUGUUUUGUGUUUUUGUUCAUGCAUGUUUUGUGGUGUGUGUGUCUGCUGCAUGUAUUUACACAGUGUGUGUUCUGUCUGUCUGUCUGUCUGUCUGUCUGUCUGUCUGUCUGUCUGUCUGUCUGUCUGUCUGUCUGUCUGUCUGUCUGUCUGUCUGUCUGUCUGUCUGUCUGUCUGUCUGUCUGUCUGUCUGUCUGUCUGUCUGUCUAAUUAUUUAUCACUGUGUUUCCUUUCUCUCUGUGCCAGUUCGUCUUGUAUGUUUUUCCAAGUCAAGCAACAUUUUCCCGUUCUCCUGCUUUUUGCUAUUCUCCUUUUUCUAGUCCUCCCGGUUUUGACCCUUGCCUGUUUCUGGACUCUGUACCCGCCUGCCUGACCAUUCUGCCUGCCUUCACCACGAACGAGCCUGUCUGCCACACUGUAUUUCCUGGAUUCUGAUCUGGUUUUGACCCUUUGCCUUUAGGAUUAAUAAACAUUCUAAGACUCCAA